This is a messenger RNA of Penicillium longicatenatum, 588 nucleotides long. Its product is annotated as HIT family protein. The record is from RefSeq and is a predicted model, not a curated record. Gene Ontology annotation, molecular function: catalytic activity. Lineage: Eukaryota; Fungi; Ascomycota; Eurotiomycetes; Eurotiales; Aspergillaceae. The transcript has 2 exons. The coding region runs from base 1 to 588 and encodes 195 amino acids.
AUGACCAACACAAACAUGUCAGCAUUGAAGGGCGCUACAGUGCCAAUUCACUUUGGCUCUUUCCUAGUAACACCACAAGUCUUCCACACAACAUCUCUGAGCUAUGCAUUGGUAAAUCUCAAGCCAAUACUUCCAGGCCAUGUCCUCGUAUCGCCGCGCCGUGUCGUCCCUCGCGUUUCAGAUCUGACCCCCGCUGAAACAAGCGACCUCUUCCUAACAGUCCGGCGCGUGGGCAGGAUGGUUGAACGGGUGUAUGGCGCUUCAAGCUUAAACAUCGCGGUGCAGGAUGGCGUGGAUGCAGGACAGAGCGUGCCACAUGUGCAUGCGCAUAUUAUCCCGCGGAAGGCGGCUGACCUAGAUCAUCGGGGUGGGACGGAUGCCGUUUACGAUAUGCUUGAUGGGGAGGAGGGCGAUGUGGGAAAGGCUUUUAAAGAAGCCGGGGGCGAUGAGGCGGAAGUUGAGAAGCCACAAAAGAAAAGCAGGUUCCCUGUUGUGGAUAAUGAGGCGAGGAAGCCGAGGGGUAUGGAGGAGAUGAUAGCUGAGGCGGAGAUGUUGGCGCGGGAGAUGGAGAAAGAGCCGCUCGAUUAA